CGCCGCGGCCGCCACGCUGCCGCCCCGAGCGCCGUCCGUCCCCACAGCGGCUCCGUCGCACGAACGCGCCUCCGCCAGCGGGGGGUCCCCAACGGUAGCGGCGGCGGCUGCCGGAAGUGACGCGCUGACUGACAGGUGCAGCGCGCGCCCCCUCCCGCGGGGUCACGUGCUGCGGGGCGGGGAGGGGGCGCGGGGGGGGCGGGGCGGCGCUGGGGGCGGUGGCGGCGGUGGCUGCGGGCCGUCGGUGCGGGGCUUCGGGCCGGGCGGGGGGCGAUGCGGGGACGGCCCCGCAACUCCGGGCUGUGAGAUCUGUCCGGAGAACGCGGUGGGGGGGCCCGGGCCGCCCUGUUGGACGUUAGUGCCCGCGAGGCUGCGGGCAGGGCGGCCGUGGGGAGCCUCCCGCAGCGAGGACCGAGCUGCGAUUCGCUGCCUUGUCGUUUUUUGCCCCUGCAGUGACUCAGACUUCCUCCUGUCGUGGCCCGCGCAGGUCCGCGCUGCCCGGAGUGUGAGCGCUGCUGCCUCCGCCCCGGGCGCCCGUUGUGCCAUCGCUCCGCUCCCGCAACCGCACCAAAGCGCUUCCGGUGAAUUUGCCGAAUUACGGCAUCGGAGCAACAGCUCCAACCGUUCCCCAGCACAGGGAAAGGAGAGGAGGGGGAAAAGGAAAGGAGAGGAAAGGGAAAAGAAAAGGAGAGGGAAGGAAAAAGGAAAGAGGAAAGGAGAAGGGAAAGAGGAAAGGAAAGGAGAGGAAAAGGGAAGGAAGAAGGGAAGGCCGCACAGACGCGGUGGACGCAGGGCAGAGGGAAGCGCUGCCCCACGAGGUUCUGUGCUGCUGUCUGUCUGCACCCACAGCACUUCCCCACUGGAGCAGCGAAUAAAACUCCUCUCGUCGUGAUAAAGCUUCUGAAUGUGUGCUUUGCACCCACGGCUGUGUUCCCUCUGAUCCGUUUAGCCUCAUCAGCUACACUGAAGAUACUGAAUCAGAACAAGCUGGCAAUCUUGUGGAUGAAACGUGGGAGCGAGCGGAGUCCAGCUGGCUCUUGGGCAGAUCUGUUGGCCAGCUGGCAGGAGUCAAACUGCAAGAAAUCUGACACAGAAAACACGCAGAGCGAGGAGACAGACAGCAGAGGCAGGCAGGGUAAAAAGAGUGAGGACUUCAACAGCGGUUGGUUGAAUGCAACAGACUGUUGGAUUCCAGAGCAGUCAAACUGAGACAUGCCCUCACUGAGAAGGGCCACCUCUGAGCACACUCCCAGCGCUCACCCAUGACUUCUUUCUCUGCCCUACACUUUCCCUCUGCAUACAAGAGGACCCACCAUGUCUGACAAACCUGAUUUUGCAGAAAUCGAAACGUUUGAUAAGACCAAGCUGAAGAAGACAGAAACAAGAGAGAAAAAUCCACUGCCCACCAAAGAAACUAUUGAGCAAGAAAAGCAAAGUGAGAGCACAUCCUGAACGUCAGAGAGAUGCUGUGACUGCUGCUUCUCCAGUGGGGUUUGGGCUUCUGUGCUGGGUUUUGGUCUGUUGUUUCCCCUCCCUUCCACCUUCCCCUCAGUGCUCGUUAUCCAUUUCAUUUAGCAAACCCUCCUUUCAUGUUCCCAGGAAGAAGUUUGUUUUGUAUUUGUUGAAGACAAUUUGUAUUCUUCAAAUGGAAAUUCUAAGUUCUGUACCACCCCCAUCAUUUGGAAAAAAAAAAAACCAACAACCCACCAACUGCAUAAAAAUGUUUUCCUAACCCUCACAACGAACAAGUUUCUUCCAUCCAGCUGUGUCUGAGACUUUACAAAUAGGAGUUGCUGUGUAAAUCCUCCAACAAGGGUAGCUGUGACUGCGGUCAGCAGCUCUGCUCUGCAGCACAGGGGAUGUGCUGAGCCAGGGGUGUGAUGGCGUCUGCCUUCAUCUGACCACAUCAAAUGCAACAGGGCAUUUCAGGGGAGCUCCAAAGAGCAAAGCUUACAUUCUAACAACCCUUACCUGUGGAGAAGGGCAUGAAUAAGACAGGAAGCUGUCAGCCUGUUCAGUCCUAUCCAAUAGCAGGUUGGAGGUCUCCAAGACAAACUGAUGGCUGGGCUGAGGAAGGACUCCAAUUAGGAGCUCAGGUGGGAAUGGCUGCAGCUCUCUCAUCGGCAUUCUGCCCUCGUUAGCCCAUCAAGAUCCAGUCAGCCUCAGUACAGCUCUUUGCCCACCUGAUAGCAAGCAAUAUGAGAACGCUCAAAGGUCUCUGGGGCAGUGAAGAAAAUAAAUUCAUUAUAAAAUGA
Gallus gallus (chicken) is the source of this 2255-nucleotide messenger RNA. It is a transcript of the gene TMSB4B, whose product is annotated as thymosin beta 4, Y-linked. The record is from RefSeq and is a predicted model, not a curated record. Bases 1315 to 1452 code for a protein of 45 amino acids. The transcript has 4 exons. Gene Ontology annotation, molecular function: actin monomer binding. NCBI's taxonomy places the organism in Eukaryota, Metazoa, Chordata, Aves, Galliformes, Phasianidae. Gene Ontology annotation, biological process: regulation of cell migration; actin filament organization. Gene Ontology annotation, cellular component: cytoplasm.